AUGUGUCUCGACCAUCAGUUGCUCUUCCUUUUCGCCACGUGCAGUCUUUAUCCAUCCGACCACGCCAACCUAACCUGCCCGAGGUCGCAUUUAGCUGCUUUCCCCGUCCACCCGUUCACCAUCAACACCAGUUGUAUUCGUAUCUCAUUCGCCUCUCUCCGCCAGUUCAUCUGCAAAUUCGCCCCUGGUUCUAUCUGCCACUGCCAGCAGUCCCAAGACGGUGCAUUUGGCUGCCGCUCUCCCGCUGUCCGCUACAUUGCUUACGGUACAGCUCCUCAUUUGCCCUCGCCUGCAUCGAACCGCAUAGCCUGGGCUCGAAUCAGGAACCGACCUGCACCAGACAGUUGGUCAUUCAGCCAGGGCGCAGUUUCCAGCCCAGCGAAUGACGCACACUCCUGCCACCGCUCUGUCAUCGUCAGAAAUCGAAUCACCUUGUACCAGCAGCCCGUGUUCGGGGGUCUCGUGGCAUCCUCCUACUUGACCGCCCGACCCAGUCUAAAGCUUGCCCCGCUAGUGGGCCUGUCCGAAAUCGACUUUCCGAAUCGCUUCACUUCCGAGUCGAGGGGCCGUCCGAUGCCAUCAAUCGCCCAGAGCACCGAAUCUGCACCGUCGAAUCCCAAGGAGAGAGGCGUACGCAGUGAGCGAUCGCCGCUGCUCUCCUCCAACAACGACGAUGAAGGCUACUUUGAUCAUCAUGCGGUACUGGCAGCGCAGCAGGAAGAUACACAGCAAACCAAGAGCGUAUGGUACCUGAUUCUCCUGACCAUUAGUAUCGGUGGUUUGCAAAUCGCCUGGUCUGUCGAGUUGUCCAAUGGGUCUCCCUAUUUGCUAUCCCUUGGAUUGAGCAAGUCGCUGAUGGCCCUGGUGUGGAUUGCUGGCCCGCUUACCGGCACCUUGGUUCAGCCCUAUGUCGGUAUGCUCAGCGACAAUUGCCGACUCUCGUGGGGCAAGCGGAAACCCUUCAUGGUUGGCGGGGCUAUCGCGACUAUCAUCUCUCUAAUGUUCCUGGCAUGGACUAGAGAAAUUGUAGGUGGUAUCAUGAGCCUCUUUGGCGCUGAUGUCGAAUCUGUCGCCGUCAAGAACACCAUUAUUUGUGUGGCCGUGGUGGGCAUUUACGUCCUCGAUUUCGCCAUCAACACCGUGCAGGCUUCUAUUCGAGCUUUCAUCGUGGACUGUGCUCCGGCUCACCAGCAAGAAGCUGCCAACGCCAUGGCGAGUCGCAUCACCGGUUUCGGAAACAUUGUCGGCUACAUUGCUGGCUACAUCAACCUCCCUACGUACCUUUGGUUUCUGGGUGACAGCCAGUUCAAGGUGCUAUGCGCCAUCGCCAGCAUUGCCCUUGCGGCGACUAUUGCAGUGAGCACCACGUUGAUCAAGGAGCGCGACCCUCGACUGGAAGGCCCGCCAGCUUCGGGCAAGCCUGGUGUAUUCUCCUUCUUCGGCAAAAUCUUUAAAUCAAUCAAGCGUCUGCCGCCUCAGAUCAGGAGGGUUUGCCAAGUCCAAUUAUGCGCAUGGGUCGGCUUUUUCCCGCUUCUUUUCUACACCUCCUCGUAUAUUGGUGAGAUUUAUGUUGAGCCGUACCUGGAGGCUAACCCCCACAUGACGCCGGAGGAACUCGAUCAGCUAUACGAAAGAGCAACUCGUAUCGGAACCUUUGCUCUGCUCAUCAAUUCCGUCGUCAGCUUGCUUACGAACGUCUUUCUCCCCUUUUUCGUCGCACCCACCUACGACAGUCAACCACUUGGUGAUCUCCCAGGAGACAGUGACAGUGGAGAGUUCGGUGAUGAAAAGGCGUCUUGGUUGGAUCGCCUGCAGAUCCCCGGGUUCACCCUAAAGCGGGCUUGGUUUGCAUCUCUGAUUCUCUUCUCGGGCGCCAUGUUCUGCACCGUCAUUGUUCGUACGGUAGAAGCAGCCACGGCCUUGAUCGGUUUGGUCGGAAUUACCUGGGCAAUGACACUUUGGGCACCCUGGGCCAUCAUCAGCGCUGAGAUCAGCCGGAGGGAUGCAAAGAUUCGCCAGAGAAAGCAACGGCAAUUCAGCCCCAGCAGAGGCGAUGGCCCGGCGUCGCCCUCCACCGUCGACUCUACCGCCGACUCAGACCAGACCGAUUUGAGCGACAGUGAGGAGGCAGACCAGGCCGGCGUCAUUUUGGGCAUUCACAACAUGGCCAUCGCUGCGCCCCAAAUCAUUGCCACCGUCGGAUCCAGCAUCAUCUUCAGAAUUUGGCAGAAGCCUCGCGGUACUCCAGGCGAUCACUCCAUCGCUAUCGUAUUGGCCCUCGGCGGUAUCGCUGUGCUUAUCUCUUCCUUCUUCGUUGCGAGCAUCAAGGAAAGCGCCUCCUUGCCAGCAGACGCCAUGGUCGCGGCCGAGGAGGGUGAUCCUGCCACUCCCGGAAUCCGUCCCGGCACGGGUCGCAGCCGCAAUAAGAGCUACGAGCAUCUCCCGCGAGCCAGUAUCAAGCGUGCGACCCUCACAAGGAACAAGAGUUUUGGUGGUGCCGAGUAUUAA
This is a messenger RNA of Colletotrichum lupini, 2508 nucleotides long. RefSeq names its product general alpha-glucoside permease. Gene Ontology annotation, molecular function: sucrose:proton symporter activity. Gene Ontology annotation, cellular component: membrane. NCBI's taxonomy places the organism in Eukaryota, Fungi, Ascomycota, Sordariomycetes, Glomerellales, Glomerellaceae. Bases 1 to 2508 code for a protein of 835 amino acids. The record is from RefSeq and is a predicted model, not a curated record. The transcript has 6 exons.